UCCUCAAAACAGCAGUGCCUAUCUGGCUACAGAAGCUGCCUUGGAGGGCAAGCACCAUGUGAAUGGUGGCAGCUCACAAGACAGGACAGGACAGGUCGCAGUAGCCAGCAUCCGGCCCAGCAGAGCCAGCCAGGACCCUUUGGGACCGGCUUCUGGGGGUGACUUGCCAAGGAUCUCCAAAGGGCAGCCUCGAGCCUUUCCUAAGGUGCCAAGCGGACAUUCCCAGAGAACCAUGGACGGUGCAGGAAAUAUGACAAGACCUGGGGACAACGUCAGCUGCCUCUCCACUAUCGAUGACUUCCGCAACCAAGUAUAUUCCACUGUGUACUCAAUGGUCUCUGUAGUUGGCUUCUUUGGCAAUGGCUUUGUGCUCUAUGUCCUCAUCAGGACAUACCAUGAGAAAUCAGCCUUCCAAGUAUACAUGGUGAACCUAGCUGUGGCCGACUUGCUCUGUGUGUGUACACUUCCUUUUCGAGUAGUUUAUUAUGUUCACCGAGGCAUCUGGUUCUUAGGGGACUUCCUGUGUCGUCUCAGUACCUAUGCUUUGUAUGUCAACCUCUAUUGUAGCAUCUUCUUUAUGACCGCCAUGAGCUUUUUCCGUUGUGUAGCCAUAGUAUUCCCAGUCCAAAACAUCAACCUUGUGACCCAGAAAAAAGCCAGGGUUGUGAGUGCAGCCAUUUGGAUUUUUGUUAUCCUGACCAGCUCACCCUUUUUUCUGAUGAGCAAAACCUAUAAAGAUGGGAAUAACACCAAGUGCUUUGAACCCCCACAAGACCCAAAGAGUAAGAAAACAGUGAUGGCCUUACACUAUGUCUCAUUAUUCCUUGGCUUCAUCAUUCCAUUUGUUACCAUAAUUGUCUGUUACACUAUGAUCAUCUUGACCUUGUUAAAGAAUUCAAUGAAGAAAAAUCUGCCAAGUCGUAAGAAGGCUGUAGGAAUGAUCAUUAUCGUAACAGCUGCCUUCUUGAUCAGUUUCAUGCCUUAUCACAUUCAACGCACGAUCCACCUUCACUUUUUGAACAAUGAAAAUAAAACCUGUGAGUCUGUCCUCGCCAUGCAGAAGUCGGUGGUCAUAACCUUGUCUCUGGCAGCAUCCAAUUGUUGCUUUGACCCACUCCUCUAUUUCUUUUCAGGCGGUAACUUCAGGCAGAGGCUGUCCACAUUUAGAAAGCAGUCUCUGUCUAGCAUGACCUAUACACCCAAGAAGAAGACCUCCUUCCAAGAAAAGGUGGAUGAAUUGUGCAAACAAUAGUGUCACACACCCCCAAGUAGAAAUCUCUCUUAUGUGAAUGAGAGGAGCUAGCCAUAUAAUUACUUGCUAUAAUCACAUAGAUAGAUAGAUAGAUAGAU
Molecule: messenger RNA, 1350 nt
Organism: Trichosurus vulpecula (common brushtail)
Lineage: Eukaryota; Metazoa; Chordata; Mammalia; Diprotodontia; Phalangeridae
Gene: CYSLTR1
Product: cysteinyl leukotriene receptor 1
Exons: 2
Coding region: 233-1252 (339 amino acids)
Biological process (GO): G protein-coupled receptor signaling pathway
Cellular component (GO): plasma membrane
Molecular function (GO): leukotriene receptor activity
Source: RefSeq, a predicted model, not a curated record